AUGGGUGAUUAUGACCGGCGACGCAAUGGGGGCGGCGGUGGUGGUGGCGGGCACAAUCGCAAACGCCGCUACCGCGAGGACGACGAGCAAGAUUAUCGCCAACAACGUCGACGCCAUGAGCCCCCUCCGCUCCCUGUCAGGAUUCGCAAGCAGCUCCUCAACAUCGCGGAGUCGCCUCUGCGUCGAUGGCACGAAGAGGUCCAGUCCAUUGCCCACAUUGUGGCCGACAAUGUAGAUGACACGGAACUGCGCGAAAACUUCAUCGACUUGGUACUCCAGCUUGCCGUUGAGCAGCCCUUGAAGACCCCAUUCACCGCCGCGGUCAUCCUGUUCAUCAACACACUACGCCCAGAGAUUGUGGAGGAUAUCCUGGGCAGGCUCAGCAUUGCCACGGAGACGAAGAUCAGAGAAGGUCACUGGAGGGAUGCCAAGUUGCUGCUCAAGCUCUUUGCCUGUCUGCAGAGCUGCUUGGGGGGCGAUGGCAUUUUCCCCAUCCUAGAGGAAUUGCUCGGGCGAGCGCUGGAUCUGCAGACUGCCAGCUCGGAAGACACGAUUGGUACCGAGCUCGUCAAAAUCAUCCUUCUCACAAUCCCAUACAUCAUGGCAGCACACCCAGAGCAGUGGCAGCACAAGGCUGCUCAGCUCAUGGGUAGCACCGAGAUCAUUGCUUCCGAGCCGCACCCGCUCCAAGCUUUGAUUGACCCCUUUAUUCCCGAGGCUGAGGGUGCGGCCACGGGCUCCGCAAGCAUCAUCAGCCUGUUGCAGCGCAGCUACAAUCCGAGGCUUCUGAUGGGUGGAAACUGGCUUGCCUGCCUCGGCCGUGGGAGAUGCCUCUGGAGGAGAUCGAGGCCAUGGAGAAGCUCGAGAACGCCACGAAGCACGACCUGCCAGUCAUUACUGUUCCCGAAAAGGCCUUGCUGGGGCCACGGGCCUCUUUCCCGAAGUGCACUUUCGUCCGUCUAUGCCCGAUCAGGACAUUCCCUUCUGUGCCCGCCGGCCCCCGACCUUCGCUUCUUCUCUGGAUCCGGGGAGGCGCUCCGUGGACUCGAUCCAACAUUCUUGACUUUAACCGCAAUGCCACGGCUAGGUUCUUGGCCCGAUGUCCGACUGCCACUUUUUCGAAUUCAACGCUUGGGGAGGGGGGCCAAACCGUUCCUUGACUGGUUCGCGCACCACCUGAGCAACUUUGGCUUCACGUGGAAAUGGACCGAAUGGGUCAAUGACGUGUUCUUGCCUGAUAUUCACCCGUCCAAGGCGUUCAUCAGAGGUGCCCUCGACAAGGAAAUCAGGUUGAGCUUUGCUCAGCGCAUCAAGAACACGCUUCCCGAAGAAUACCAGAGCUUGAUCUCACCUGACACGGAGAAGGACGUCCCCGACUUCAAGUUCUCUGACGAGACCACGCCGUUCUCUGCCGAGGGCCGAGAGCUGGCGGCUCUCCUCAAGCGCAAGGUGCCUGACGAAGAGUUCCAACCCGUGCUCGACCGAAUCCAUGCAGCCGCGACGGAGCAUAGCUUGGAUGCGCUGGUCACCAGCACAGAUGUUUUCGUCACGGCUGUCUGCUGGGUCGGCUCCAAAUCCCUGAGCCACGUGCUGGCUUGCAUUGAGCGUGUUAAGGACCGCUUAUUGGACAUUGGUGCCGCGUCGGAAGCGGCUCGCGCGCAGAUCAUCACCGCCGUCAUGGCAUACUGGCGAGCACAACCGGGCGUUGCCAUCUCAAUCAUCGAGAAGCUGCUCAACUACUCCAUCUUGACGCCCUUGUCGGUUAUUGAAUGGUCGCUCGUCUACAACCACAGCGAGCGCGAGGGCGAUGCACUGGCCGAGGCGCACGUUUUCGAGCUCGUGUCCAACACCGUGACCAAGGUGACGGGCCGCGUUCGUCAGAUCAUGACUGCUCCGGAACUCGAUGCGGAUGCUGAGGCAAGCAAGGAGCUCGACAAGAAAGCCAUGAGAGACUUGUUCACAUCGCUCAAAGAUGCUCUGUCAAGCUGGAAGGCGGGAAUCAAGGAUGAAAUGUUGGACGAGCCGAACAGUGAGGAGCGCAAGGCUCACCUUCAGCGCUGGGGCGCGCGCUGGCUGCGUGUGUUUGAGCGCAAGUCAGCCAUCGAAGAGGCAUUUUUGUUGGACGUGAAGAACACAGCCCAGAAUCCGUUCGAGUAG
This is a messenger RNA of Verticillium alfalfae VaMs.102, 2157 nucleotides long. RefSeq names its product cap binding protein. Gene Ontology annotation, cellular component: nuclear cap binding complex; nucleus. NCBI's taxonomy places the organism in Eukaryota, Fungi, Ascomycota, Sordariomycetes, Glomerellales, Plectosphaerellaceae. Gene Ontology annotation, molecular function: mRNA binding; RNA cap binding. Gene Ontology annotation, biological process: nuclear-transcribed mRNA catabolic process, nonsense-mediated decay; mRNA export from nucleus. Bases 1 to 2157 code for a protein of 718 amino acids. The transcript is spliced from 4 exons. The record is from RefSeq and is a predicted model, not a curated record.